This is a messenger RNA of Thlaspi arvense, 2697 nucleotides long. The record is from the annotation of a GenBank genome assembly. Lineage: Eukaryota; Viridiplantae; Streptophyta; Magnoliopsida; Brassicales; Brassicaceae.
AUGUUUCACCAAAACCUUUACAUACACAGAGACUUAUAUGCAAAUGAGGCAUUGGCUCUCCGAAGCCACCGCUUUGUGACAACCGUCCACCGUCUUCCUCCUCCUAACAUGCUCCAUCUCCUCCUUGUCUCCUCCGCCUCCGCCGAAGACGAUUCCACCAGCAUGCCCUCUUCCUCCUCCGCCUCUAGAUCCGCCGCUAAUCACAGCUCCAGCUCCUCUUCCCUCCAUCCCUGCAAGCAUUCCCCGUCGGCGACUCUCGACAUCCUAAUCCUAAUCCUCGUCCUCUUCUCCGGCGCUUUCCUCCUCUCCUCCUACUUCUCCUACCUUAUCCACUCCUUAUCCCUCCUCUCCUCUCAUUUCCCCUCAAUCGCCCUCUCUUUCUCCUCCCUCCUCCCUCUGAGCUUCUUCUUCUCCGAUCACGAUUCCGACGAUGAGGUUUCCUCCGGAAUCUCUCCGGCGUCGUUCUUCUUCGUCUUCGGGGUCUUCUUCGCGGCGUCGAUUGCGUUCCUCGACCUAUGCUGCGGGUCGAGAUCGAGGAAGUGCCGUAACCCAAAAUGCAAAGGGUUGAAGAAGGCGAUGGAGUUUGAUUUGCAGCUGCAGACGGAGGAAUGCGUCAAAUCGGGAUCGGCGAAGGAGAUUGAUUGGUUGCCGUGGAAAGGAGGCAGCGAGAGCAAUCCUGAUUACGAGUGUUUGAGAGCUGAGCUGAGGAAGAUGGCUCCGCCUAAUGGUCGAGCUGUAUUGCUUUUCCGAUCAAGGUGUGGUUGUCCCAUUGCUAAGCUCGAAGGCUGGGGACCUAAGAGAAGCCGGCGUCAUAAAAAUUGUAAUGAUGAAUGGAAUUGUCAAUUUGUGCUCAACUGGAUAAUGAGGUGUCAAAAGGUUCAAGCUUUAGGAUCAGAUUUAGAGUAUGAAGUUGAGUCAAUUGCAAAGAAGGCGGGAAAUAUCGCCGGCAAAAUUAGCUGUAAAGGGAUGUGUAGACAAUCGCUGAUCCAGAAACUCUCCAAUUAUCACAUUAAAGUGUUGCAGUUGCAGAGGACGAGAGAUAAGUAUAUAAAACCUCGAGCUGUAGGUUUUAGCAUUUUGCUCUCAUGGUCUCUUAUGAUCAAAUCGAUUCAUUAUCUCUGGUCUCGUCGCUGUCGGGUCUUUUCGCCUCAGCAGGCGAGAUGUUUCUCCGCUUCGGUCACGCGGAGGGAUCAACAAACCACGGCGGCUCCGAGUCCGACCGGUUUCGAUUUCUCCGGCGGAGAGAGUCCCGACACUGAGCGAGCACUCGUCUCAGCUCUUGGAUCGUGCGCCUCCACUAAAGACGUCGCUUGUGGCCGACAAAUCCAUUGCCGCGUCUUGAAAUCCGGUUUUGAUUCUAAUGGAUUCAUCUGCAAUAGCGUCCUCAACAUGUACGCCAAAUGCCGUAUCGUGGCCGAUGCGGAAUCUGUUUUCCGGUCACACGCGAAGCUUGAUUCUGCUUCGUUCAAUAUUAUGGUCGAUGCGUAUGUUAGAUCUCGUCGACUUGAGGACGCGCUUAAGUUGUUCGACGUUAUGCCUGAGAGAAGCUGCGUCUCGUAUACUAAUUUGAUAAAGGGUUACGCUCAAAACGAUCGGUGGAGUGAAGCCAUGGAGCUUUUCAGAGAGAUGAGAAACUGGGGAAUUAUGCUAAAUGAAGUGACUUUAGCCACUGUUAUAUCCGCUUGUUCACAUUUGGGCGGGAUUUGGGAUUGCAGGAUGUUGCAGAGUUUGGCAGUGAAGCUGAAUCUUGACGAUCGGGUUUUUGUUUCGACGAAUUUGCUGCAUAUGUACUGUGUCUGCUCAUGUUUGAAGGAUGCUCGGAAGCUGUUCGAUGAAAUGCGUGAGAGAAAUCUAGUAACUUGGAACGUGAUGUUAAACGGGUACGCAAAAGCUGGACUUAUUGAACAGGCUAAGGAAUUGUUUGAUCAGAUUACUGAGAAAGAUAUUGUCUCGUGGGGCACCAUGAUCGAUGGGUGUCUCCGAAAGAAUCAGCUCGACGAAGCUCUGGUUUUCUACACCGAGAUUCUGCGCCGUGGAAUGAAGCCUAGUGAAGUUAUGAUGGUGGACCUUCUCUCUGCGUCAGCUCGAUCAGCAGGCGGUUCCAAGGGUCUGCAACUUCACGGUACCAUCGUGAAGACGGGUUUCGAUCGUUACGAUUUCAUACAAGCAACGAUCAUACAUUUCUACGCCGUCUCUAAUAGCAUGAACCUCGCUCUUCAACAGUUUGAAGCGAGCGUCAAGGACCACAUCGCGUCGAGAAACGCGUUGAUCGCUGGAUUUGCGAAGAAUGGAAUGGUUGAGCAGGCAAGGGAAGUGUUUGAUCAGACUCGUGAUAAAGAUAACUUUUCAUGGAACGCUAUGAUUUCGGGUUACGCACAGAGUCGUUCGCCUCAGUUAGCUCUGCAUCUCUUCCGCGAAAUGAUCAGUAGUAGCCUCACAAAACCAGAUGCGAUCACAAUGGUGAGUGUUUUCUCUGCAAUUUCGUCGUUAGGAUCGUUGUUAGAAGGGAAGAGAGCGCACGAGUAUCUAAACCGUAGCUCAAUUCCUCCCAACGACAAUCUAACCGCUGCUAUAAUCGACAUGUACGCCAAAUGCGGAAGCAUCGAAACCGCCCUAAACGUUUUCCUCCAAACAAGGAACAUUACUUCUUCAACAAUCUCUCCCUGGAACGCUAUCAUUUGCGGUGGAAACGAGUGA